This is a messenger RNA of Photinus pyralis (common eastern firefly), 1513 nucleotides long. RefSeq lists its product as uncharacterized. The record is from RefSeq and is a predicted model, not a curated record. The transcript has 2 exons. Lineage: Eukaryota; Metazoa; Arthropoda; Insecta; Coleoptera; Lampyridae. Bases 249 to 1034 code for a protein of 261 amino acids.
UGAGAUGAUAGGACUUACAUAAAAGGUGUUUCGCAAUAAAGUGCUCUUCGGUUGUAUUAAUUCAGAUGUGACAAUUUGUCUCUUGUAAAAAAUCUCCUGAUAACAGUAAAAACAUGUUACAUUUACCAAAAUCCACAGUUACAUGUCCCACAAGGAUCCCUUAUAGAGCCAUUUUUAUUUUAAUCUAUUUUUGGAAGGGGGAUUUCGUUUGUACAUAACCUCAAUUUUGUGUACCAUUGCAAAUAAACAUGUUCAAAUUUAAACAAUUGUUUCCCAAUAAAUGUUCAGUUAUUGCCAUGGUCCACGCAGGAGCAUUUCCGGGCACUCCUUUAUACCGCGGGUCUGUACAAAGUAUUGUAGACAAAGCGUGUAUGGAAGCUGAAACAUAUAUAAAACACCAAGUGGAUGGAAUUAUUGUAGAAAAUAUGAAUGAUCUACCAUACAUCCAGUCUAAACACUUUGGACCAGAAACCGUUGCAACCAUGACGAAGAUAUGUGAAAGGAUUUUAGCUGGAGGAAAUAGGGAAGCCUUGGCCGUUGCCAAGGUGUGCAAUUUUAAUUUUAUUCGAACCGAGGGUUUUGUUUUUGGCCAUAUUGCCGACGAGGGGAUGAUGGAUGCAGAUGCUGGCUUACUUUUGAGAUAUCGUAAAGGGAUCGAUGCCGAGAGUGUCUCCAUCUUUACAGAUAUUAAAAAAAAGCACAGCUCCCAUGCUAUAACAAGCGACUUGUCGUUAGUUGAAACUGCACAUGCAGCUGAGUUUUUCUGUUCUGAUGGCAUUAUACUAACAGGAAUAGCGACAGGAAGUCCAGCUAGCACUGAAGAGCUUCUGGAUUUAAAGACACACUGUAAUUUGCCUGUGAUUAUUGGAUCUGGUGUAACAGAUUGUAAUGUUGCUAACUAUUCAAGGGCAGAUGCACUAAUAGUUGGAUCUUAUUUUAAAGAUAAUGGAAAUUGGAUGGAAAAUGUUAGUCCAGAGCGAGUGGGAAGGCUUAUGAAGGUUGUCAAUGUUUUUCGUACUGCAAACAGGUUAUAAACUAAGAGAUCAGUUGUGUUGUUUAAUUUCAAAAGAACUCUUUUUUACAUUUUGUGAUUUAAUAAUAAUAAUAAUAUAUUUACCAAUGAUUUCAUUUAUUUACCAAAGCCAAAUUAAUAAAAGUAAAUCGCAGUUGGUUUUCAACUAGACAUUUACUGGCAUGGUGAGACGGUCAGGACUCGAGGAAAUGAUUCUCUGUGACCCAGAUUCUCGCUUACCACCCUUACUACUUCCACAGGUACCACAGUUUUCAAGAACACCCCUUGUGGGGUGUGGGGGUGGAAGAAAGAUCUGUGGAGUUAGGUUUUUAAUUUAAAAAAAAAGAAAUGAUCAUUGCAAAUGCUUUGCGAUUAUUUGUUGUGUACCCCCCCUUCGUUUGGGAACAGUUACCUUGCUGAAACUGGUUUUAAAUUAAAGCCUUGAAACUAUUAAAAGUAAAGAUGACCCAAGAAAAUUCAAGCUUCUACACUUUUAUUGGU